UUCCCUGUGUAGACCAGACCAGAGGCCGAGUUUCAAUUCAGAGAGGCGAACCGGUGUUGUCGGGCGUCGUGCGCACACUGCGCACUGUAUAUUCUUCAAUAAUGCAUCGAGUCCGACGAGUCUCUGUCAGCAGACUCCAUAAAUACAGCACAAAACAUUUCUCUCUUAUUUUCUUUGUUUUUCUUUUUCGUUUUUUCUUAAAAUUAUUUUUCGAUGGUGUCGGAGCGUUGAAGAAAGAAAGAAAGAAAGGCAGGCAUUUUUUCUCAAGCAUUCAAGAUUUCGUACUGGGGAGGUCGUGUUCUAGAUAAUUUAUCUGUCUAUCCUUUCCGUGUUAAUGGGCAUUAUAAAGAUCAGAUGUUGGACACCAGAGAUGAGUGCCCAUUCAAAACGAAGUUCAACCUCCACAGCCGAUGAGCUCGAGCAAGGGGAAAGGAUUAUUUCGGGGUCCUACUUGGGCGAUGAUUCAGACAACUGUGAAUUCACAGAGGCAGGCUGCGAGUUUUGCAUGGUUGGAGAUCAGCUGUGCAGCAUUCCGUAUGAACUUUAUGAUCUACCUGACCUAAAGGAGAUACUAUCUUUAGAAACAUGGAAUUCAUGUCUAACGGAGGAAGAAAGGUUUUCACUUUCUGCUUAUCUUCCAGAUAUGGACCAGCAUAUGUUUUGGCUGACCAUGAAGGAGCUGCUCAGUGGCAAAAACAUGUUCUUCGGCAGUCCCUUGAUGGAACUCUUCAAGAGGUUGAAAGGUGGGUUAUAUCCACUGAAGGUGACACGUUUUAGAGAAGGUCUUCAGUUUCUACAAAGAAGGGCAUUUUAUCAUUCAGUGAGAUCAUACCAUGAGAACUUGGCCAGGACAUUCUCAGAAAUGAAGAGGGCAUGGAGAAAAUGCCAACCAAGCAUCGGUGUGGAGGAAAGGGUCCGCAUUUGGAAUACAUGGAAAAAUCACAAGGCCAAUGAUAUGGUUGAUCUUAAUGCACUUCCAACUGAGGAUGACACGUCAACUGACGACAGUGAAACAGUUGCUGGUCCUGUGGUGAAGAAGAUGAAAAUUCCUCCUGUUGUGAGCGGAAUGUCAUUGGUUCGUCCCAGUACCAAUGCAAAGGGGGUUCUGAAGAUAAAGCAAGGUGGGCUGAAUUAUAUGCAAACUGGCAUGGUGUGCAGGCCACCACCAAAGGGUGUGUUGAAAAUAAUUCCAAGAGGCCCUCUCACCCAACCGCAACUGCGAAGAGAAAUACCGACACGUCAGGAACUGACCACCUUAAGGGACAUCUCAGGUUUGCCACAACCCACGUGUAGAUCUCCUUUGCCACAAUCCAUGGUUCAAUGGGAUUCAGAGAACUACCAUGUAGAGGCACCAUUUCUGCAUCAGACUGUUGGAGGCAGAAAAGCUUACAGAAGUUCAGAACUACCUGAGUCUAUUGUAGGUCGACGUAAGGUGGAAUAUCUGAACAACACCACAGAACCGAGCAAAAAUUUCCAAAGCUCAAUCAGAAUGCUGAAACGAGUGAAGGAUCCAAUGUUUGAUACCAGCACCAAAGUAGAAGAACAUAACACGUUUCCUAAAAAUCCACAAAGCAUAAGGAGACAUACCCGUGAAAACAUUCAGAUUGGGAAGCAUCUGACCAGCGAAAAUCUUUGGCAGAACUUGGGCCCACAAAAUGUAAACUAUUACCAUCAUGAUUCAGGGGAACGACAGAUGACACCAAUGUAUGAAAAGCAAAUCCCCAUGCACUCAAGAACUACUGAAGUAAGUUCAGGGAUCUCUGACAUUGGCACUGGGGGCCACCAAAUGCUUCCUGCAGCAUCAUUGGAUCUAUCAACAGGGAGGCAUAGAGAUAGUAACGAUGAGUGCUUACAAAAGCCAUAUGAAAAAUCAGCUGCUUCGAAGGUGGGCCUACGAGAUGGUGCCAUGCUACCUAUAACAUACAAGCGACGGAAAGCUCAGACAAAACCUGAACCAGUCAGCGGCUUGGUGAAGCCGCUGACUGCAGGAGUCGAUUUUGAAUCGAGAACCCUGAAUGAAAAGAACCACCAUCUUGGCGAGAAUGCGAUGACUGUAAAGAUAAAGUUCAAGAACCGGAAAGACCGUACACCUCUACACAAUCAAGGUGUCUUAAAUUGGUUGCCACACAGCUCACCUUCGGGAUGAACAGACGUGGAUAAUCAUUGAUUGAACAUUUCGGCUGAGUGGUGUGACUCAGCAGGCUGCAUCAAAUUUUAAAAAGGAAAAGCUGCAUCUCUGUGAUGAGAAGUUAUAGCUCUUCUAGAUGGUCUUUUAUCACCAUUAAGGGCUCAGUUGGGUGGCCUACCCCUUCAUGGUUGGCAGGGUUUGCCUCUUAUUGCUAAGGGCCAGUGGAAGAAUUCUACUGGAAUUCAAGCUUUCUUUUCAAAGAGAUCUAUGUAUUCAGCUUGACAGACAGCACAGUCAACCGCAUCAUGAUUACAAGAGAACAGAGACAGGGUGUGCUUUUGGCUGUCAUAGAUGUAUCUACUCUUUUCUUUACCAUGACAAUCCCAUUCCUCUGUUGUGAUGACACCAGGAACGAUCUCAUCUGUAGGCAGGCACCAAUCUUGAUCAAUGUUUCCAUGUAUAUGUAAGUCAAUGUAUCUUGAUUUGAAUGAAAAAAAAAAAAAAAUCCUUUAUUAAAUAUGAGAAGGUGACUGAUUGCAGGUUGGUCAGGUCUUAGUAAGGCUCUUCAAUGAAGAAUUCAUGGCUUCACUUUCACACUCGGUCCAAAUUUCCUUGUUGAUUGAUGCCACUCUUGGCCAGGCUGCCUCUGGUUGGGUUUGGAUUUUGGGCCAUGCCCAACCCAAAUUUGGUCCACAGUUGGAUGGUCUGGUUUGCUUAUUGCAGGUAUGCCACAUAAUGGUGGACAUGUGCCAAAGCAUGAUCUGCUAAAGUAUUAUUUAACUCAUGACCACAUUACCUUCACAAGGAUGGAGACAGCAAAAAGGAUAUUGUAGGAUAGCGUUUAGAAAUGUUGGAGCAGUUGCUGAUAUUUAGGAGGGGAGGAUUGAUUCUCUGGACAUGCAAAGAGCUCUGAAACGCACUUAGGGUUCUCCAAUCAAUGCAUUGAUCAGAUCUUGCCUCCUGGAAGAGUGGUCUGGAGAUUCAUCUUACAAUUAUGAUUCCCCCAAUGCCACCUCCCUCAGGUGUUUUGCCAGCUCCAUAGUGAAGCAGAAGGUAGAGCUGAAGAGAUGAGAAAUUUGAAGCAGGCAGCAAGGCCUGUAAAGCAGAUUGUGGUCAAGAAGGCUGGGUCACAGGUGGAUAUAAGCAGAAGAGUAGCUUGUUGGGAAGGACGGUACAGCGGGGUGAUUCUGCAAAUGGACACCUCUUCCAAUCAUCAUGAGAUAAGACGAAAAAUCUUUUGCGGUUGGUUUUGGCAUGACUGAGGUGAACGGGAGCUCUGGCGUUGGUCUGUUCGAAGUAAAUAAACUUCAGAAGUUGCAGUAAAAAAGUAGGAGGAAAAUGGAUAUUGUCUACAUGGCUGCUUCAAACCUGUAGCAGGAAAAAAGAUGAUGAAGCCAAAUAGAGUUUGAGAUGAUUCACCUUCUGAGACGAAACUGGAUUUUAUGGAUCCUGUAGAUGAGAAAAGGGAUGAGAAAGUAGCAGUUGCUGAAGCAGCAGAUCAAGGUAUGAGCAUGAUGGAUAGAGAAGAAAUCAUAAGCAGUAAGAAAUGAGGCUGAUGGAGGUGAGGAUGGAGAAAACCAAGUCCAAUGGGAUGAAGGGAUGGUCUAUGUCAAUGCUCCGGAGUUAAAUAUAUUCCAUCCAUGGCCACUUUUUGCUGCCAAUUUUUAAUAUUUUUACCUUAAAAAAUUUACUUUUACCCUAUUUUUGAGUCGUUUCAUCUAGUACAUUCAUCCAUCAGAUAUGGAUUUUCUUUUCUCCAUCACAUUUUCUUAGCACUGUCAUUUAUUUAUUAUUUUAUGCAAACUAAAAUAUACCACGCAACAGCCAGAGGCCUAAGAGAGUCAA
Molecule: messenger RNA, 3973 nt
Organism: Magnolia sinica
Lineage: Eukaryota; Viridiplantae; Streptophyta; Magnoliopsida; Magnoliales; Magnoliaceae
Exons: 4
Coding region: 335-2146 (603 amino acids)
Cellular component (GO): Ino80 complex
Source: RefSeq, a predicted model, not a curated record